This is a messenger RNA of Arabidopsis lyrata subsp. lyrata, 1665 nucleotides long. RefSeq lists its product as uncharacterized. The record is from RefSeq and is a predicted model, not a curated record. The coding region runs from base 280 to 1308 and encodes 342 amino acids. Gene Ontology annotation, molecular function: transcription coactivator activity. Gene Ontology annotation, biological process: regulation of transcription by RNA polymerase II. The transcript has 2 exons. Gene Ontology annotation, cellular component: SAGA complex. Lineage: Eukaryota; Viridiplantae; Streptophyta; Magnoliopsida; Brassicales; Brassicaceae.
UCCAACAGGUUUCUUAGUUUCUCUCACGUACGAAGAAGGAGACUUGGAACACGGAGAACCAAAAAACAGAAGAGAAGAGAAGAUGAAACGAAGAAACAAACAAGAUCAUCCCUUUUGCCUUUAGGGCACAAAGGGGAAGCCUUUUUCACUGGGUAUGUGUUAAGAAUUUGGGGGUUUUAGGUUUUUGUUUCAGAAGAGAGAAUCUGGGAUCUUAAAAAUCGAAACUUUGUAGAUGUGGUUUUAGUUCAACACAAGUAUAGAGUUGUGAAAUUGUUGAAGAUGGGAUCAGAUCAAGGUUCUUCCAGGUUAGAUACGUUAGAGAUUAAAGCUUUCAUUUUCCGGGAAAUUGGGCAUCAAAGAGCUGAGAGUUACUUCCAUCAGCUCGGAAGAUUCUUUGCCUUGAAGAUCACCAAAUCUGAAUUCGACAACUUGUGUAUCAAGACCAUUGGUAGACAAAACAUCCAUCUUCAUAACCGUCUUAUACGUUCCAUCAUCAAGAAUGCUAGUGUUGCAAAGUCUCCCCCAUCUAGAUUUACGAAGAAAGGUGGGAGCUUUGUUAGAUUUGGUAAUGGGAAUUCGAAGAACAGUCAAACUCAGCCGCUUUAUGGAGAUUCUGCGUUUUCUCCUUCGACUCGCAAAUCCAGGUCAAGGAAGUUUAGAGACAGGCCAAGUCCACUUGGUCCACUUGGGAAGCCUCAGAGUCUAACUACGACAAAUGAGGAGUCGAUGUCCAAGGCACAAAGUGCUACUGAAUUGUUGUCUCUGGGAAGUAGACCUCCCGUGGAAGUUGCGUCUGUGGAGGAAGGAGAAGAAGUUGAACAAAUAGCAGGAAGUCCAAGUGUUCAGAGCCGGUGUCCUCUCACUGCUCCGCUUGGUGUUUCUAUGAGUCUUAGGAAUGGAGCUACUAGAAAGUCUGUUUCUAAUGUGUCUAUGUGUAGCAGUAGUUUCAACCGCGGGACUUGUCAGAACAACGGUGAACUACCUGAUACAAGAGCGCUGAGGACUCGGUUGGAGAGGAGAUUGGAGAUGGAGGGGCUAAAGAUGACAAUGGACUCUGUUAGUCUUCUUAAUAGCGGAUUGGAUGUGUUUAUGAGAAGGCUGAUUGAGCCUUGUUUGAGUUUGGCUAAUACUCGAUGUGGGACUGAUCGGUUGAGAGAGAUGAAUUACCAUUAUACACAGCAAAGCAGAAGGCUUUCGUAUGUAUCGAUGUCAGAUUUUCGUGCUGGUAUGGAGUUGAAUCCUCAGAUUCUUGGAGAAGAUUGGCCUAUGCAUAUGGAGAAGAUCUGUUCCCGUGCUUCAGACAAGUAAAGAACAAACACCAUAGGUUAGAUACAUAGCAUUUGAUUUUACUCUGAUUGGGUACCUGAACCUGAAAUUCUUCCCUAGAAUUUGGGUUUGUGGAGAGUUUUCUGGUUUGAAAAAAGUUACUGGGAUGGUUCAAGUUUCAAUGGAAGAAGGUUUUGAAGAGAAGAAGGGUGGGUCUUCUUGAUGUUGUACAAGUUCAGAUAGUAGAGUGAGAUUAAGUAGAGGUUUUUGAAGUAAAACGCCAUUUGUUUAGCUGAUUUGUUAUUCUCUCGUGUAUUUUUCCUUUGUUUGCUCUCUGAUGUAACAAAAUUAAUAAUGAAAGCAAAAAAGAAAAAAGGCCAGUUUGGCUUCUUGAAAAGA